This is a messenger RNA of Scatophagus argus, 1832 nucleotides long. It is a transcript of the gene wash1, whose product is annotated as WAS protein family homolog 1. Bases 149 to 1573 code for a protein of 474 amino acids. Gene Ontology annotation, biological process: exocytosis; endocytic recycling; Arp2/3 complex-mediated actin nucleation. NCBI's taxonomy places the organism in Eukaryota, Metazoa, Chordata, Actinopteri, Scatophagidae. Gene Ontology annotation, cellular component: recycling endosome; WASH complex; early endosome. The transcript has 11 exons. The record is from RefSeq and is a predicted model, not a curated record. Gene Ontology annotation, molecular function: gamma-tubulin binding; alpha-tubulin binding.
AUCCAAGGACACCAGCAUGGUCACAUGACACGUGGAUGCGGAAGUACGCAACCGUUGUUUUGCUAAUGAUUAGCUCGGAUGAUUAGCACAGACAGCAUAGCGACUUCUUAUUAUAUAUUUUGUAACCGUUAUCAGGCAAACAACACCCAUGGUCAGGAUGAGCCAGAAGCACUGCCUGGAGGGCCAGGUGUACACGGUGCCUCUCAUCCAGCCAGACCUGAGGAGAGAGGAGGCUGUCCAUCAGAUAGCAGAUGCAUUACUCUACUUGGAGACCAUCUCUACUGAUAUUUUCCGAAGGGUGUCUGACAGUGUCGAGAAGAACCGGCGCCAGCUGCAGAGCAUCACUGACCGGAUCAGACUAGCACAGGCCCGUGUCGACAAGAUCAAAGGCAGUAAGAAGGCCACCAAGGUUUUCUCCAGUGCCAAGUACCCGGCCCCAGAUCGACUUCAGGAUUACUCAUCCAUCUUUAUCGAUGCUGCAGACCCCUCCUCGCAAACCCGCCCCCGCCACAGGAUACAGAAUAAACUACGACCCUUUGAUGAGAAGGCCCUGCAGGAGAAGCUGAUGUAUUUCCCAGUGUGUGUGAGCAAUAAGAAAAAGUCUGAGGAUGAGACAGAAGAGGGGCUCGGCAGCCUGCCACGCAACAUCUCAUCUGUCAGCUCCCUGUUGCUCUUUAAUACUACAGAGAACUUAUACAAGAAAUAUGUGUUCCUUGAUCCUCUGGCCGGAGCAGUGACAAAAACACACACAACACUAGAGACUGAAAAAGAAGAGAAGCCGUUUGACGCACCGUUGUCCAUCACCAAGAGAGAGCAACUGGAGAGACAGACAGCAGAGUCUUAUUUCUAUGUGCCAGACCUGGGCCAGGUGCCUGAGAUAGAUGUGCCCUCCUACCUGCCUGACCUGCCAGGCAUCGCAGACGACUUGUCCUACAGCGCGGACCUCGGGCCUGGCUUCGCCCCAUCAGGACCCACACACAACAUCCCCGAGCUGCCCUCCUUCUCUGAGGAGAGCAACGCACCGGGCCUUCAGCUCCAACCUAAUGUUCCACCUCCUCCUCCACCUCCCCCUCCCCCGCCUCCUCCUCCUGAGCCUGUCCUUGCCCCUGCUACUCCUGUAGGAGCUCCCCCUCCUCCACCUCCUCCACCUCCUCUUCCUGUUGAUGGUCUUGCAGAAGUCCCUCGGGUGGCAAGUUCAGGCCCCGUGUCCGGUGCUCCCAGCGAGGUGGUUCAGCCGUCUGACAGCCGUGCCAGCCUCCUGGAGUCUAUCCGCAAUGCCGGAGGCAUCGGCAAAGCCAAAUUACGCAAUGUCAAAGAACGCAAGAUGGAGAAGAAGAAACAGAAGGAGCAAGAGCAAGCAGUGGGAGCGGCAUCAAGUGGUGGAGACUUUAUGUCUGAUCUCUUCAAUAAACUUGCCAUGCGAAGGAAAGGCAUAUCUGGUAAGGGUCCAGCAGGUGGGGAGUCAGGUGACGCUCCUGCUGGAACCGGCGGUGCGUUUGCCAGGAUGUCAGAUGUCAUCCCGCCACUUCCUGCCCCACAUUCGACAACAGAUGACGAUGACUGGGAGGCAUAAUGUGAAGGACAAUGCAACACUUAAAGCACUGAUAAGGACAGUAUUCGGCAGUGUUGGAUAAUUUUGUGUACUAAGGACUUCCAGUCACUCUGUAUUAUAACAUGUUCUGCUAACAGAAACUUUCACUGUAAAAUAGCCAAUAAUGACAAUAAGUGCAUUUGUUUGUCUACGCAUUUGAACAAAGCAGCACUAAAACUCAUAAUAAAAUUUUAUUAUGUUUGUCAUAAAAAUAUUUUAAUAAAAUUAAACAAGCAGAUAU